CCUGCGCGGGUGUGUGGACCGGGGCGGAUCUGUAGUGAUGGUCAAGUUGGCCUCAUAGCCUCCUGAGCUCGGUAAGGGUGGCUUCCUCUCCACCUCGGCGACGGAGAGAGGCUUCCGAGGCGUGCGGGCGCAGGCUGCGCAGCGCCGCGGCGGCAGCCCACGAGCUUCGCGGAGAUUUACUGGCCCCACAUAGUAUUGGAAAAUGCAUAUUAAGUCAGUCGUUCUCGAGGGAUUCAAGUCCUACGCGCAGAGGACUGAAGUGAAUGGCUUCGACCCCCUCUUCAAUGCUAUCACUGGUUUGAAUGGUAGCGGAAAAUCCAACAUACUGGACUCUAUCUGCUUUUUGCUGGGCAUCUCCAACCUAUCUCAGGUUCGGGCUGCUAAUCUACAAGAUUUAGUUUACAAAAAUGGGCAGGCGGGAAUUACCAAAGCCUCUGUGUCAAUCACCUUUGAUAAUUCUGACAAAAAGCAAAGCCCUUUGGGAUUUGAAGUUCACGAUGAAAUCACAGUAACAAGGCAGGUAGUUAUUGGUGGCAGAAAUAAAUAUUUAAUCAAUGGAGUAAAUGCAAAUAACACCAGAGUGCAGGAUCUCUUCUGUUCUGUUGGCCUGAAUGUAAACAAUCCUCAUUUUCUCAUCAUGCAGGGUCGCAUUACAAAAGUACUGAAUAUGAAACCUCCAGAGAUUUUAUCCAUGAUAGAAGAAGCAGCUGGAACCAGGAUGUAUGAAUAUAAAAAAAUAGCUGCCCAGAAAACUAUUGAAAAAAAAGAAGCUAAGCUAAAAGAAAUUCAAAUGAUAGCCUGUAAAAAUGACAUAAGUAAAGCCCAGACAGAGGCCAAGCAGGCUCAAAUGAAGUUGAAACAUGCUCAGCAGGAAUUAAAGAAUAAGCAAGUAGAAGUUAAGAAGAUGGAUAGUGGCUAUAGAAAGGAUCAAGAAGCUCUAGAAGCUGUGAAAAGACUGAAAGAAAAACUUGAAACAGAAAUGAAAAAGUUAAAUUAUGAAGAAAAUAAGGAAGAAAAUCUUUUGGAAAAGCGCAGGCAGUUGUCUCGUGAUAUCAGUAGAUUGAAAGAAAAGUAUGAAGCUCUCUUGGCCAGAUUUCCCAAUCUGCAGUUUGCAUACAAAGAUCCAGAGAAGAACUGGAAUAGAAAUUGUGUGAAAGGACUGGUAGCUUCUUUGAUUAGUGUGAAAGAUACUUCUACAAUUACGGCCUUAGAAUUGGUAGCUGGGGAACGGCUCUACAAUGUUGUUGUAGACACAGAGGUUACAGGUAAAAAGCUACUAGAAAAAGGAGAACUGAAACGUCGUUACACUAUAAUUCCACUCAAUAAAAUUUCAGCCAGAUGUAUUGCUCCAGAAACUUUGAGAGUUGCUCAGAAUCUUGUUGGUCCUAAUAAUGUUCAUGUGGCUCUUUCGCUGGUUGACUAUAAACCAGAACUUCAGAAAGCAAUGGAAUUUGUCUUUGGAACAACAUUUGUUUGUGACAAUAUGGAUCAUGCUAAAAAAGUGGCCUUUGAUAAAAGGAUAAUGACUAGAACUGUAACUUUAGGGGGUGAGGUAUUUGAUCCUCAUGGAACAUUGAGCGGAGGUGCUCGAUCUCAGGCUGCUUCUAUUUUAACCAAGUUUCAAGAACUCAAAGAUGUUCACGAUGAGCUGAGGAACAAGGAGAAAGAGCUCCAAGCUCUAGAGGAGGAAUUGGCACACCUUAAAAAUACUGCUGAAAAGUAUCGCCAACUAAAACAGCAGUGGGAAAUGAAAGGAGAGGAAGCAGAUUUAUUACAAACAAAGCUCCAGCAAAGCUCAUAUCAUAAGCAACAAGAAGAAUUAGAUGCUCUUAAAAAAACUAUUGCGGAAAGUGAAGAGACCUUAAAAAACACCAAAGAAAUCCAAAAAAAAGCAGAAGAAAAAUAUGAAGUAUUAGAGAAUAAAAUGAAAAAUGCAGAAGCUGAGAGAGAAAAAGAACUAAAGGAUGCUCAGAAAAAACUGGAUUGUGCCAAGACAAAGGCAGAUGCAUCUAGCAAAAAAAUGAAAGAAAGACAACAGGAAGUUGAAGCUAUCACUCUGGAGCUUGAUGAGCUCCAGAGAGAGCAUGCGUCCUGUAAACAACAGCUUGAAGCUGUAAAUGAAGCUAUCAAAUCCUAUGAAGGUCAGAUUGAAGUAAUGGCAGCUGAGGUAGCUAAAAAUAAGGAGUCAGUCAAUAAAGCUCAAGAGCAGGUAACCAAGCAAAAAGAAAUGAUAACAGCCCAGGACAGUGUAAUUAAAGCCAAAUAUGCAGAAGUGGUGAAACAUAAAGAGGAAAACAAUGAUUCUCAACUUAAAAUUAAGGAGUUAGACCACAUCAUCAGCAAACACAAACGGGAAGCUGAAGAUGCUGCUUUGAAGGUAACCAAAAUGUUAAAAGAUUAUGACUGGAUUAAUGCAGAGAAGCAUCUCUUUGGCCAGCCCAAUAGUGCCUAUGAUUUCAAAACUAACAACCCCAAAGAAGCUGGCCAGCGACUUCAGAAGUUGCAAGAGAUGAAGGAGAAACUGGGAAGGAAUGUCAACAUGCGAGCUAUGAGUGUGCUGACAGAAGCUGAAGAGCGGUAUAAUGACUUGAUGAAGAAGAAGAGAAUUGUAGAAAAUGAUAAAUCUAAAAUCCUUGCAACUAUAGAAGACCUUGACCAGAAGAAAAACCAAGCCCUAAAUAUUGCCUGGCAAAAGGUGAACAAAGAUUUUGGGUCUAUUUUUUCUACUCUUUUGCCUGGUGCCAACGCGAUGCUUGCACCACCAGAGGGGCAAACUGUUUUGGAUGGUCUGGAGUUCAAGGUUGCCUUGGGAAAUACGUGGAAAGAAAACCUAACUGAGCUUAGUGGUGGUCAGAGGUCCCUAGUGGCUUUAUCGUUGAUAUUGUCCAUGCUCCUCUUUAAACCUGCUCCAAUCUAUAUCUUGGAUGAAGUAGAUGCAGCUUUGGAUCUCUCUCAUACCCAAAAUAUUGGACAAAUGUUACGAACUCAUUUCACACAUUCGCAGUUCAUUGUGGUAUCCUUAAAAGAAGGUAUGUUCAACAACGCAAAUGUUCUUUUCAAAACCAAGUUUGUGGAUGGAGUUUCUACAGUGUCCAGAUUUACUCAGAGUCAGAACGGAAGGGUUCCAAAGGAAACAAAUUCCAAGGCAAAAGGACCCAAAUGAGCACAUGCUAGAAGUUUAAAGUUCAAACUUAUUCCUAAACGUUGACUUUUUUUUUUUUUAAACAUAAUCUUUCAAGAACUUGGAAUGUUAAGUUUUUAUAUAAUAAUAAUGUUACUCUGUUACCUAGCUACUUUCUCUGUUUGUAUCAUCCCUUGUAAAUGAACACAGAUUGUUCUCUAUUAAUUGGUGCACCUAUGGUCCAGUUACUGUGGUUAUAGUUCACUGUACAUCAUCAAAUUGUUUUCCUCUACAAAUCUUUUAUAUUAUAGCGCUUAAUAGACGUGUUGUACGCACAAGAAAAAAUGCAAAGAAACAGAUGAAAUAGGAUUAAUAGCUGAUAGUCAGCUUUUAAUUAAUUCCUAAAGCCAGAUUAAGUAUGUUCUGUUGCUUAAAAAAUCACUUAACUAAGAACAAAUUAUAAAGCAAGUAGAAGGGAACACAGAGCUAAUAUACAUGUAUCGAAGUAUUGCAAGUUAGUCCCUUGAAGACACAAUGCCAGAUUCCACUAUGGGAGAAGAUCUUGAGAAGAUUUCAGUGUUUUAAUAUUGAUGAGAUAUCAUGUUUCCCAAUGCAUAAUUGGUCUCUACAACCUUGAUUUCUUUUGUCUUUUAAAGAUUUGUGACUAUUUUAUAGCGAUCUGGAAGAAGCAUGCUUCAUGGUGCUCUCUGGAUUAUUUGGUCUCAGUAUUUUUAAAGUUUUUUAGAUUAUUAUUUAUAAUCUAAAUAAUAAUCUAUCACUGAUUGAGAAUGUAGGGCUCAACAGACUAUAAGUUUUUUCUUGAGUCUGGUAAGUGUAUAGAUUGAUCUAUUAACAAAAUCUUGAAAGCAUAAUGAUUUUAAGUGUACAUUCUGUUCUCUCUUUCAGAGGAAUGCAGUGUAUCAAACACUGUAAGAAUUCUGUUUAUAGCUUUUGUUUUCUCUAGGUACAUCAUUAAAAUAGUGUGUCUGUAGUCUGAAUCCUGAAAGUUAUUAUAUGACCUAAUCUGACCUUGGUUGUGUUAUUUUGGCCUCAUAUCCCUUCCUGAUACUUGACUCUUAGUUCCUAAAUGCAUCCUUUGUCUCAUACAUGUCAUACUUCUUGGUUCUGGAAUUGACAUUUCUUGGAGUUUGCUGCCAUACCUAUCUGUUAUGUAAUUCCUGAGUAAUUGCUAUUAUGGGACAGGUUGAAAUGGGUUUAAUCUAGAAUUAGUUCUGUCUACGUGUGAGGGAAAAGAGAUACAACAGUAAAUGCUGAGCUGCCGGAAGUCCAGUGUUUUUUGCUUCUUUCAGAAGCUAGCAGAUUAUUCACCAGAAUAGUUGUAUGUAUGCACAUAAUUGUCAAUAAAAUAUAACAUGCAAGUUUGAUCACAGACUAGUCAAUACUGGCAGUUAAUUUCAGUGCUUGUAACAGAUGCAGCAGUUACAAAGCAAUACUUGCUAUUUUAGCCACGUUUUUAAAAAUAAUUUUGAGUGUGAGUAUUUUGCCAUAUGUACUGAUUUCCUUUUCU
Octodon degus (degu) is the source of this 4649-nucleotide messenger RNA. It is a transcript of the gene Smc2, whose product is annotated as structural maintenance of chromosomes 2. The transcript has 22 exons. Gene Ontology annotation, molecular function: protein binding; ATP binding; ATP hydrolysis activity. NCBI's taxonomy places the organism in Eukaryota, Metazoa, Chordata, Mammalia, Rodentia, Octodontidae. Gene Ontology annotation, cellular component: chromosome. The coding region runs from base 203 to 3163 and encodes 986 amino acids. Gene Ontology annotation, biological process: chromosome organization. The record is from RefSeq and is a predicted model, not a curated record.